Messenger RNA from Xyrichtys novacula (pearly razorfish), 23053 nucleotides. NCBI's taxonomy places the organism in Eukaryota, Metazoa, Chordata, Actinopteri, Labriformes, Labridae. The record is from the annotation of a GenBank genome assembly.
UGACGCCAAGACAAUACAGGGUCGUCCUUGUGUGAGGAGGGCCUUAGUUAGCCAACCAGCUAGCAAUACUGUUACCUGGAGGUUUAAGGGUUUACAGUUUUAACCCCUACAGGAGUCCCAGGAAGCGCCAGUUUAUCAAGGCUGGGGCAAAGGUGGGCUCUGUGAAAUUGUUGUGAAAGCUUGACAACAGGAAGCAGUAUGAGUCAGCAUGAGUAACAGGAGCCAGGAGAUUUACACCUCCAGAGCCUAAGCUGGAGGUAAUGGAGAAGUUCAGUCCCAGGCUUUAUAUCGACCAAAAAAAAAAAGAAAAAACUAGGCACUGUAUUCCCUGUCCUCAAAUGGUCUGGUUUUGGCUGACGUUUGCAUGGACAAAGCAAAUCUCUGUUAAUCUAUCAGUAGACUUUGGUUUUUCAAGCUUCACCUUCAAGUCCUGUAUGAGUGUGCGAGGCACCUUCUCAGAGGACAGACAUGAGUGAUACUUUUGGUGCCCUUCCUUACUCACAUGAAAGACGUGCAGACCCAUUAUAAUGAUUAACAGACUGGACUGAACUGAACAGAACUCCCUGGGGGUAAAACGGCUGUAUCAGAACAAGAUCUCAGUCAUUACAGGUUUGAAGUUGAAUACUCUCUGUAAAAAGCUUUAUGUGCAUCUAUCUCAACUAUGAACAGAUUUAUCUAUCUUACUUGUCAGUAUGUUUCUUUGGAGCAUCUGUUUUGGUCGUGAGUGGCAGGUCAGCAGUUAAAUAAAUAUGGAAAGCAGGCUUAUUUCCUUCAGUACUUGGGUUUGUAGGCCAUGUUGAUGGGCAUCAGCCGCCUGCCAAAUGUCUCAUCUGACUGGCAUGGAGGCUUGUUGCUCUCUUCCAAAAACACAGCGGACCACUCUUCAUUAAAAAGCAAAUAGAAGCACACCCCAACAGAAAACCAAUACAGGCAAAAGCAGCCAGUUGGUCCUGGAGAAAGACGUUUAACUGGCAGAUAUGAUUACCUCAGACACCACUUCCCCCCACCGAUUCCACAAACAACAGUUAGGCAAGUCAAUUUACCUUAAUUUCAUUGGAAGAGAAAGAAAGCCAGCAAGCCAGCCAGGUUGAAGCCGGUGCUUGAUGCGAGUGAGCGCUCAUUAGAUGAUAAUGGAUGCGUGUAAUUGGUGAAGUGCUGAUUGCUCCCCCAAAAAAGAUUCCAUCGCAGGAGAAUUUUCUGUUUCAUUAAGCCAUGGUCAGAAAUAAUAAGAUAGCCAUCUGUAGAGAGAGAGAGAGACAAGAAGAAGGUAGAGGGCUGUUUAUGGAAAGUACCCAUGAUGAGAGACGGUAGCAACAGUUUGGUAUACUGACAUAUAACAGUAGUUAUUGUAAAGAUGGCGAGGAUUAAGAGAGAAGUCGUGUCUUUUGGGACUAUCUUCACUAUGGAUCAAUCCUCCUUUUUUCAGUUUUUAUGUUUUUUCAUGUCAUACAGAUGUUUUUCUUUUAUCUCCCAUUCUGGCUGUGUUUAUUCUAUUGUUUCUCUGCUCUUAAUCAUGCAGCUGAAUAUAUGUGUUUUUCAUCCUGCUGCGUGUGUGUGUGUCUCCUUGGUUUACGGCUGUAAUGUUUCAUUCUCUGGCUGCACACCAGCUCUUUUUUAUGGCCCAGAAUCAAACACUGUAAAGCAUGCACUGAAAGGCAUGUGAACGCACACUGAUACAGACACUGUAGAGCCACAAGUGCUUACUCAUCACACCGCAUGGAGGGGUUGUGAGCCAUUUAUGUGCUUUGUUUUUCAAUGGCCUGGUUACAGACAAGUGCAGGAUCUAUAGUUCAUAUUUGUGUGCCCAAUUCUUUCUUUCUUUCUUUCUUUCUUUCUUUCUUUCUUUCUUUCUUUCUAUUUGUAACAACAGAACAACAAGAUGACUCAUCUUAGAUAAGAUGUAUAAAGGGAGUUUCAUAUGGGCCACAACAUGAAGACAGGAAUGGCAGUCUUGUAGAAAAUGCUCAGUUUGGUUCGAAGGAAAGCACCCUUUCAUUUUCAAUCAGCUGCUUGUUCUGCAUGACUAAUGCUGAAAUGACAUAUAUCAUUGUCAGAUAGGGUAUGCUCACACAGCUGUUUUUUUUUUGUUAAACACACAUAAUCAUGACAGCCUCCAGCACACACACAUAUACACAUGCUCAUUUGUGCACACUAGCUUGCUCUUAUCUUGCUGGCUGACACCAUUUUGCUCUCUAACAAUCUUGCUAAUUAUAAUUGUUAAUUAAUUCUCUGCCAGUGUCCUCAUCAGGAGACUAAUAACCUACAUUUCCAUUAAUUAGACCUUCAACCCUUCGCUCCCUCUCCCAGUCUCUCCGUCCCACUCCAAUCCACCCCUUCGUCCCCUGCCUGCCUGAAACUCUUCUCUCGCCUGCUGCUCCCAUCGCCCAAGGUUGUCCAUAUAGCAUGUGCACACAUGCAGAGUGAUUAAUCGUGUGUGAAUGGACAAACUUGUAUUACUUGUUGGGACAAGCACUUAACUCAGCCACACUUGUGUGGACUAAACGUACAAGGCUAGCCGGUUGAUCCCGCACACAAAUAGUCAGUGUUUAAGGUCAUUUUUAAACUUUUAUUUUAUUUCGCUAGGAUUUGACCUGCAACGAUAAUGUCAGACUCAAAAUCCUACAGCUAAUACAAAGCUGUCAUCAGCAAAUGGUUGGCUAGCUUAGCAUGAACACUACAAACAAGGGAAAACAGCUAGCCUGGCUCUGUACAAAGGUGAAAAUAAAUCAGUCUACUAGCACCCGUUAAGCCCACUAAUUAACACGUUAGAGUAGUCCAAGUCUCUGUUGGUUGCCUGGCAACUGGUUUCAGCCAAGAAAUAGUCUGGCACAUCUCCUCUGAAAAAGAGCAAAUUGUUGUUUUCACCAGAAACAGGGUGUAACGUAUUAAUCGGUGCCUCUGACAGAGCAAGGGAUGCAAUUGCUCCAGUUUGCUAUCUUGCAUAUCCAUAUUCCUGCUACAUUUACCAGUCUGCAGACGCGAGAGUCAUUUUAUUCAUUUUGCAAGAAAGCAAAGAAAUGUUUUAGACCUGUUUGACUUUCAUGAAUAAAUGCAAGACAAAGUAGUGUGCUCCUUAGUGACAAAACUGGGUUCUUCGUGUGUGUGCGUGUGUGUGUGUGUGCGGCCUUGACAGUAUGUGGGCAAUCAAUGGACAAAUAGCCCCUCUCUCUUGGAAACUACUCUUCCCAUCAGGCUCAGCUGACCUGGUUUCCGUGCACAGUGGAGCCGUGUUAUCAUUUCACCACUUGCUCUGAUCUCAGAACAAAUUGGAAAUGCAGUGAACAUACUGUUAACUGUUGCAGAAAAGAUUAACAGAGUUGUUCAUUUUACAGGCCUGUUGAUCCCUCAGUCAUCUGGAUCUGCUGCAAACUCCUCGAUUCUUAACAGUUUCUUUCCCGUUUUAGCGCUGCUUAACAAGCCAUUUGUCAACUCCUCUGAAGCUUUUGUUCUUUUCUUCCAGACUUCGAACUUUCUGUCUUUUUUUUUUUUUGUUUCCUCUCGCCUUCUGGCACCAGAGGAAGUGAGGGACAGUUGGUGCUUGCUUGUCCAUACUGUAUUUGUGUUGGCAAAAUGGCAGCUUCUGUCUUAACCGUCCUUCUUCCUCUCACCCUCUCCUGAGAGAAGUAACCCAGAUUUCCAAAUGAAUCGCUGCCUAUUCCCCUCAAUCUCUCUCUCUCUCUCUCUCUCUCUCUCUCUCUCUCUCUCUCUUUCUCACUCUCUCUCUCCAUCUCUAGUCCUCUACUUGGUAAAAAGAGAACAAAUCUUGGAAAGACAAUACCACCUCUCUAUCUCGUCCUCCUCCUCACCCUGCCUCUGGGUUAACGGAUAUACCACUUCACUCUUCUAUCUUUGGUUCCUAGACAGCUUGAAUCUCGCCAAAAGCUUGUUGCUUUCUUUUUCCUUGUAAUUGUUUUUUUUUUUCUUUUCAUAUUUUAGACUCAUUCUUUCAUCUUUAUCUGCCUCAGCCCCCGCCGCCGCUGCUGCUGCCUUUUCUUUCCCUCUGUCUUUUUUUUAUUUUUGAGGUGACCAGCUACAGGUGUGAGACCUUAGCCUUUUCCUUUGAAGUGAGCCAAACGAGGAGAAGAGAGGGAGAGAGGAAGAGAAGAAAGCUAUCCUGUAGUUGCAGCUUUCCUCCAAAGUCACAGAGUAUUCAGGUACUGUAUCUUCUAUCCUCUCUGCUGUGUGGGUCUGUGCAUUUUUAGUAUAGACUUCUUCUUUAAACUGAUUUUAAACUAAUUUUAGAGUUAUUUACCAUUAAUCUUAGCUUUCCUCGCUUUUGACCUUUUGAUUGAUUUCCUCCCUGCUUCUUUGCGGAGACACCAUUGUUUCAUCACAUUUUCAACAUGUUUUUCGCUAAGGGCUUAUUUAUUUAUUCAUUAAAUCUCUGUUGGUGUUUCAUUUAUCAUUUAGUGGCACACAAUACUUGAGCUACAGGCUCUAUCAGCUAAUGUUUGCGAUUUUUCACACAGACUAAGUCAGUAGGUUUUAUUCUUGUCUCAACUUUACUCCAGAAAUGGGACUCAUUGCUAAUAAGGGCAGGGAGGAAGUCAGGAGAGGAUACACACUCUAAUAUUGGAGCAGGUGGUGGGGGUGUUGUUGACAUGGCAACAGGAGGUACAGUUGACAUGACGACUAGGGGGCAGGGGGUUUGGUAUUCAUAGCUGCAAGGGUUGUGGAGAUAGAAGGGGCACAAUGGACGGGCAGUAUGUGGGACACAACAUGAGUUGCACUAAGAGUGAAGUGUCUCAGGGUCUCUUAGGAGAGUUCUGUCUCCGUACAUGAAUUAACCUCAAUGUCUCUGUUACACCACUCUUUCUCUUUCAGCAUACCAGCUCUCCUUUCUUCUUCCUCUGCACUUCUCGUUCAUUCUCCCUUCUUUCGAUCUUUCUCUUCAUCACGUCACAUCACCACUGCCUCCCGCCCUCUGUCCCAUUGAUACAACUUCUGUCUCAACCAUGACCCGAUGCACUCCCCACCCCACCUCCUCAUCUCCCUCCCGUCCCUGCUCCCUCCACUCUUCUCUCUCGUGUGUUCAAGGUCUUUCACCACUGCAGCUCUACACUCUCCUUACCUACGCUAAUCAAUCUCUCCAUCCCUUCCUCUCCGCUGUAUCCUCCAGGCAUCAUGUCCACCCCGGUUUCCCCUCCCCCCUCCCUCACGCCGCUGACACUGGCCUCCCCUACAGUGGCGACCUCCCCCGGUGUCUCCCCUCUGCCCUCGCCGCUCUCCCCUCCACCAAGGGUGCCCGUGUUCCAGAGGAAGGGCGCGCUCAAACACAAGAGGAUUGUGGAGGUGAAAGAUCAUCAGUUCACAGCCCGUUUCUUCAAACAGCCCACCUUCUGCAGCCACUGCACCGACUUUAUCUGGUAACACACACUCACAAACACUCACACACACACACACUCUCACACAGACACUGCGGAUUCACACAGAAACCAACACCGUCAGUUCAUAAACCGCCUCCUCAGGCAUCCCACUACUCCAUCUGACUCUUACUUUCUUUGCACGUUCCUUUUUCUUCCACCGACUCCAGCUUCCUGCUAAAGAAGCAGCCUACACUCUGUAGCCACCACACUGACCCCAUCACAUAACCUCACCUCCACAUGCAGCCCACACCACACAGAAAUUAAUUUGGGAACUUUGUAUGCCCGAACACAUACCCAUGUGAAAAUAACACAUACAGUGCACAAGUUUUUGGGCUUUUCUUGUAUGGCAUGCACAAACACACAGAGGCAGCAAUGGAGGAGGAACUGUUCAGGCCUUAAAAUGGUUCUCCAUCUACUUAGCUGUUGGAGGUACACAUGGGGGACAUAAGGUAAUAAGAACGGUCAAUAUUGACUGUAAUGACCAGACAUGCAAUCUAGUAUUGGAGAAGCUUCUCAUCCCAGAUCGCCCGAGUGUAGUAAUGCUACAAGGUUACAACCAUCGAUAAAACUCGCCACUCUGACUUAAGGAGGGGUCAUUUUGCAGCAUUUUCAAUAUUCCCCUGGAGACACAAAUGUUAUAGAACCAUUGUCACCAGCUAAUACUGCUUUUCCUUUUGAGUAAGCUGGACUCUCACUGUAAAAUCAGUGGGUCUAAAGUAGUGUGUCAGAGUCAAUAAUUUUCAAAAGUGCUGCAGAAAUGUGGACUUUUAAAAAAGCCGCUCAAUAGAACUUACUUGGGUAUAAACAGUUCUCACUCUGAAAUGUGAUUUCUUGUUCAUAACUGGUGUUUACAGCGUUCACAUUGUGGCAGGAUUUUCCACCACGCUAAAUUUUCAUGAUUCAAUCUGAGGAAUUAGAGUUGAAUCUAUUGCAGGUUUGGGAAAUUUCUUAUAUCUUAGGACAUUUAAACAGUUUAUAAAUAAUGGUUUACAUCCCAACAGAAAUAAAAAAGGGAGGUUAAAAAAGACAGUGUGACAAAGCUGAAAAUAGGGUUGCUGCAUGGAUUAUAUGUUCUCCACUAAUCUUAAUCUUUGUAGUUGAUGCAUUGGAAAUGAUGCUCUGAAAAACAGCUGAGAUGGAGCGUUAGAGAUGAAAUGAAGAGAAAAACACCCAUUGUAGAGUCAGUCAUGCAUUGAGCUUGUUUUAUCCAGUAAAGUCUUCGCAGCAUAUCUGUGUCUUUUGCUUUGUGCAGUGAGAGUGAAUCUGCAUGUGUUUGGACAUAUGGUGGGGGUGUAUGUCGGAUGCAGGGUGGCAAAUGUGCCAGCAGCCUCUGGGUAGCUUUCAGGACAUUUCUCCAACUGGCUGCUGUCUCGGCCACAGUGGCAGCACUUAGCUAAGGGUGAAAUCUCCUUUCCUUCAUGCACGAUUUCAACCUGGGUGUCGAAGCCCCUGUGGGAAUUAACAGAUUAAUUAAAGACUGGGGAAUGAUAGCUGAAACAUAGAUAUCUUAAGUCAGGCACCAAAAGGAGAAUUGAUUGUUUCUUGUUAGGUUUUUUCCGGAAUAAGUUGAGUGAAAUAGUCUAAAGAAAUUGAUAUCAUUGUCCCAUUUGAAUGUAAUUUGUGGACAACUAUAAGAUAACUACUAUAUGAUAAAGAGGGUUUUUAUUCACAUAUAUUAAUUUUAUUUUUACUUUUGGUGUCUGAAAACUUUCCCAGUUAUUGUAUAGAAUUAGACUUAGAUACAUUCAGGUAUUCAUCAGAAUGAUAAAGCAUUUCAUUGAAACUUUGGUGACAGGAAAAACUGAAUACUGGCAGCUAUUGUUUUUUGGUGUUGCGAGUAUGUUGACUAUGAAAGGCAGUUGAUCUAUAUCUGGUGGCAGGUGUGUGGUAUUGGUGGGAUUUAUGGCUGUAAUAAUGUAACAUCAGCCAAUACUACACUUGAGCUGUCGUUUAAGUUUAGGGAUGUCCCAAUCUGAUAUUGAUAUUGGAUAUCGGUCUGAUAUCCGCCAAAGAAACAAAUAUCCCAUUAUAUCAGUCUAAAUUUUAAAUUUCAGAUAUAAACACAUCGAUACUAGCAGUCCAUUCCAGACUCUACUCCAGCCCCUAUGUCUAGCAGAGCCCACGUGAUCACAACAACAGUGUGUACUAAGGUUACAAACAAAGUAGCAAGGAGUAGGAGUGAUGUCUACCAUGAGGCAGUAUUUUUCGUUUAAGUCCGAGAAGAAUGUUGCAGCUGUGUGCGAAAUAUGUCGUGCACAAGUUUGUGCCAAUAUUGGAUCAAUAUCGGUAUUGGCCAAUACUGAAGGCUCCAGUAUUGGGAUCGUAUAAGAAGUAAAAAAGUUGUAUCGGGACACACCUAUUUAAGAUUGCAUGUACAACUGAGCUUUGAGGACAAACAGAGGGCUCCUCAGCUAACCUCUAACUAUGACAUGGACGUCAAAGACUUUGUGCCUCACCAUCCACUGAUCACAUGAAGUUAUUAGUUUAUAGAUGACAGACCUCAUGCUCCAUCAUCUGGUUAGGAAUCAGACAAAACAAAUAUACUGUAAGACUGAUUUUCACUCAAUGUCACAUGAGCAAACACAAUUUUCUGCUCAUUACAAAUAAUCCUCUCCCACAUUAUUUUGUGCAUGCUUAAUAGAGCUCUCGAGUGUUAAACGUAUUGUGAGGCUUUGAAGAUCCCAAUUAAAAAUAUCUGUUUUAAGACUGAAUAAAUCUCUGAAUAGGAUUAUGUAAUGGUGCACUAUAAAGGACAUUGGGUAUGUCUGGAUUUAUCAUUAUAGGACGGGAACAGGCGUUACUUAUCAUGUUAAUAAUGGAUCUGUUCUAUUCAAGUGUCUCAGUGAGCCAUGACAGUGUGACAGUGAGUCAGCAUGCACCAUAUCAGAGCCCUGAGUCUGAGGCAGCCAAAUGGUGUCCUGCCAUCAUUAAUUUGGUCAUUAACACGCCGUGUCAUGUCAGACUAUGUAACUGCAGUGAAAUAGUCCCAUUGCAGAGAAAUGGAUUAAGAGAGUGUAUUUUCUUCUUUUUCCGGUAACAAUUUGUCGAUUAUUAUCAACCCUGUGUGGUUGAUGAUGUGUCAAGGAUUCAUUUUCAUACGACAGGAUUUUUCUGAUGUCACCUGUUUAUUUAACGGCCUGUGUUAGAUGUUUCUUUGCAUCAUUAGAUUUGAAAUGCAAUGAAUUCCUUGUGAUUUCUGGCCAGACAGCAUCACUGCUGUUUCUCUGUGAACCCAUCUUUGGUUCUCUAAUGCUCUCUGCUGGUCAAAAAUAUACAUACACCUUUUCUUGUCUUCAGAGGACUCUGUUGAAUGCUGAUCAAGGAUCAGAUUACCCUCUGUAACCUUCUCCUUAAUUAUUACCAAGCCAGAUGGUGAACUGAUUUUAGAUCAGUGAUUAUGGUCAGUUUCCUAUGAACCCCUGGGCCUCUCCAGGAUGAUUGUGGAGGAGCUCUCAGCAGCGUCUCGUUCAUCUUCUCUUUCUAAACCUCCUAAUCAAAACUUGAUUCACAGCAGGCAGGCCGCUGAGUGGACUCUUUACUCAAUCAAUGGCUUUAAUUAUUCAAUUAAAGCUCUGAGGAGAUACUGGAAACCAGCCAACACCGCAGCUCUGGAAACAGGAGAAUUGUGUUUAUGCCUCUGUUUUCUGUCUGUGUGUGAGUGUGUUUGUGUGUGACUGUAAUUGAAACUGCACCACUUGACCUGGUCAGCAGUGUGGUUCAUUGGUAAAGAUACUCAAACUCCACACAUAAUGACUUUGUUUAUCAAGUCUACACAGGUAGUGGAGUUAGUUUUUUGAUUAGAGGGAGUUAAUUCUCUGUCUGUGUCUGCAUGUGUUGGUUUAAAUACAAAAUAGAAUUACGCAGCAGCAGCUCUAUCUUGGUCUUGGCAGCAUUAUCUGUACUUUUCUGGCUGAGAAACUGUCUCACAAGCAAAAUAUUUCACCUUAAAGAGAAGCAGAGAAGAUUAUAUUCAUCUCUUAAUCCAUGUGCUUUUUUUUUCUCAGGGGCAUUGGCAAACAGGGAUUCCAAUGUCAAGGUAAAGAUAAACCCUGCUAUUGUAUUUCUCGGCCCUGUUUAAUCUUUCUUGGAUAGUUUUCUCAAUGUGACUGAUUCAUUUUUAAGCAUAUUUUUCUCUCUUCUCUCCAGUUUGCAGUUUUGUGGUCCACAAAAGAUGUCAUGAGUUUGUGACUUUCACAUGUCCCGGCUCUGUGACGGGCCCAACGCCAGAUGUGAGCAGAUGUGUCAGCCAUUACAGACCUUAUUUCAUCCCUCUUUUCUUUUUUUGUGUCACAUUUUAGUCAUUAUUUGCCCUACUGUCAUAUUAAGCUGUCAGCUAGCUGCCUGUAACACGUGUGCCUGACUCAUCCAUUAGUCCAUACAUCCUUGGAAUCGUGCAGCCUUGUCCCACGUGUGACGUCUGCGCUCAUGUCAUGUCAUGCUACAAGGCCUUUGAGAAUAGGGAACAGGAGAUAGCGAGAGGGGGAAGAUGCAGGUGGAGGGUGGGUGGGACUGAUAAGACGGGAGAUUUACAGGGGGGAGAGGGAAACACACUGUCUCAGUCCUCCUCUCCACGGCUUUUGAGGAUUUCAGAGAGAUUUUUCCUUUCCUCACUUUUUUUCCCCUGCUGUUCAAAUAAACUGCUGUAGAAAUGAGGUCAAGGGGGACAUGUGAGUGCAUGGGACUGUGCGAGUGUGUGAAGAAGGAUGAAAGUGAGAGAAACACGCACAAGGAAGAUAAACAGGGUGGCAGAUUUUAGAAAUAGCAACUCAGAAGGACAGGGUGGAAAAACAGUUUGGGAGAAGGUGUAGUGUGCAGUCCGAUGCGCUUAAGAGAGAUAAAAAUGAUUCAUCCCUCUCUGCACAGAUAUACACACACAUACACACACUUAUACACACACUGCCUCGCAAUGCUGCACACUCAUUUAUAUGACCUCUCCCAGUGGAGAAAUCUAAUUGGCUUGUCCAUGAAUACCCCACUCAACAUCCCUACACUCAUCAUACUCUGCAUGCCUGUGUGUGUUCACAGACUCUUUCACGGUUACUUUGUGUGUAUUUGUGUGUGUGUGUGCUUGAGUGUGUAUUUGCAUGAUAGUUCUAAAUCCAGAUUGUUUCUGCUGUAUUUUUAGGACCUGAAGAGUCGACACACAUUUAAGGUCCACACUUACUCCAGUCCCACCUUCUGUGAUCACUGCGGCUCACUGCUGUACGGACUCAUACACCAGGGCAUGAAAUGUGCCUGUGAGUUUCUCCACGUGAGAUAAUCUCCUCCUAAAAUCUCAAGAAAACAUCAGAACAGUCCACCUCUGAAAUAUUACAGAGCUGUCAUUUACUCACCGAGCAAUUUAAAGGGCUUGUGUGUUGGAGAGGAAUCAGUCCAUUAAAAACUGUGAGCAGACCAUUGCGCACUGUCAAACUGUCAAAUAAAAGCAUAAGUACAUUGUGUUACCAAGUGUUGCUGGAAAGUGUCUUUUAAGGACAUUUAAAACUUUUUAAAUGUGAUAAAUACCUUUUUAUUUGUUCUUAAAGCUCCAGUGGAGAACUUUUGGCAUGGGUCAAUUUUGGCGCCCCCUGUGGACAAAGCAGUCUUCUCGUCUAAAAGCUAAUGUGGUUCCAAUUGACAAACAAAUUUCAUCCUGCUGACUUUUGACAACAGAAUGCGUCAUUUAAUGUAAAUAUUUAAAGCAGAAAAUAUCAAAACAGGGCUCUGUCUUCAGAAGCUCAGCUGACACCUACCACCUCAUACUGGUCCUAGGAAUUUUAAGAUAUUCCAUUAAAAUUACUGAAGGUCAUGUUUGCUUUUAUAUGUUGUCAAAAGGCAUUAAUGUGAAUUUUCUGUCUAUUUCAUGAACUUAAAAAAUUCCUCCCAUGAAAUUUGAAAAAUUGUGCUAUGAAGAUGUUGCCACUGUGAGUUUUAUACACAGACAUAUAACAUCUUAUUAUAUUUUAAUAUUAGUAAUCAAGCUAGAUUUGAUUAGAGGAAACAGAAAAGGUAGAAAAAAUAUAUUUCAUUUAUAAGUGGGUGCACAUGUGCCAUCCCUGAAUAAACCUGUGCUUCAGUUGGGCCACACCAAUUCUGCUCAGGAAGCAGGACAUAAUGUAAAAUGGACUACAGAGUCAGCAAAUAGAGACUCUAUGAAUGCAGCAUUUCACAUUCAGUAUUCUAAAUUAAAAAAAAAAUAUUGUUCAUACUAUUCUAGCUCCUCUGCAGGCAUUGAUCUUGUUGUAUUUUUUUCUUUUUUCUUUGAGGCUGUGACAUGAAUGUCCAUCGAAGGUGUGAGACGAGUGUUCCCAGUCUCUGCGGUCAGGACCACACAGAGAAGAGAGGGAGGAUCCACCUGACCAUCAAAGGGGAGUCAGAGGAUGUCUAUGUCACAGGUUAGGAGAACAAAUACAUGAUGGGAAAUGUCUGAAAACAAAAGACUGGUAUUAAAGGAUUUCCUUGUCCCUUUUCUGUCUGCUGUCCUCCUUUUUUCCCAGUGCGAGAGGCUCGUAACCUGAUGCCCAUGGAUCCAAAUGGCCUCUCAGACCCAUAUGUUAAGCUGAAAUUGAUUCCAGAUCCAAAGAGCCACAGCAAACAGAAGACCAAGACCAUCCGCUCAACUCUUAAUCCUGUCUGGAAUGAGAGUUUCACCUUGUGAGUCUUUGUGAACUUCAUUCUAAAAGUUCACUUGGGUCUAGGACACAACGUGCUUCAGGCAAAAUAAUGUGUCCCAGAUAAUGGAAAUACUGAGUCAUAAAAAGCACCCUGCAAGAUGAAGAGUGGACCAUUGAAUCUAUGUUUGAUAGUCCCUGAAUACAUGGAGCCUUUUUUUUCAUAACUAGUGUUACAAUUUCACCCUUCUCUGCCUUUAAAUUAAGGGUUGAGAUAUCAGGAAAUUGCCUAAAAACCUACAGAGAUAGUCAUUUCCUAUUGGGUGUCUAUGCAUUGGUGUUUGCAAGCAUGAUAAGUAAAAACUCCUCUGUGAUUUAGGCUGUUUGUGUCUGUCUCUUCAGCUCAGUGCGGGGUCACCAGUGGGACAGGCGGCUGUCAGUGGAGGUGUGGGACUGGGACCGCACGUCCAGGAACGACUUCAUGGGAGCGUUGUCGUUUGGAGUGAGUGAGAUCUUCAGGCGUCCCAUCAGUGGCUGGUUCAAACUGCUGGCUCAGGAUGAGGGAGAGUACUACAACAUCCCUGUGCCAGACCCAGACCUGCAGGUAGGAACGGAGCUCCAAGAAUUAGCCCUCAGUUGGGACUAAAGAAAAGUUAGUGGUGAUAUUUAUACUCGUAUCAACCAAAGUGGAGCAGGCUUUUAUUUUGUACCUUGAGCUGACCAUUUAUUCCAAAGCCCUGGCAGAGUCUUUAUCUGUUUAUAAUUCCAGCUACACCCAAUAAACAACCGCUGCCACUGCUCACACUCGGUCAGGUCAGGAGGAUGUUUAACUUACAAUUCUAUCCGUUGGUAUGAAAAAUACAAGAAGAUCAAUGCCUGCUGUUGCAGCUAGAUAAUUAGAUAAUAAAUUAUAGAGAACCCCCUCACACACACACACACGCACCCCCUUCACUGGUACCUGCAGUCUCCAGCAGGGCGCAGGAUUGUUCUGCCUGACUCUAAUUCGAAAUCAGGGGUAGGAAGUUUGUGUGUGUGUGUUGGUAAGGCUGUUUUUUGUGUGAAUCUUGGUGUGUAUCCCACCAUUUAUCUCUGAACCGCCUUCGUUCUUCAGGAGCCUAUGCCAGAUGCCACAAGCCCCUCUUUGCCUCAGCCGAUACCUUCCCCGUUGUCUGAAGGCUUCCCUGUGGCCCUGUCCCCGACUCCUGUGCCAUCCGGCCCGCCUGUCCACGCACCAGGCCCUGCCAACGUAAAAGUGGGCAUCCACGACUUCAACUUCCUCAUGGUGCUUGGCAAAGGCAGCUUUGGCAAGGUAAAUGCAGCAGAUACUGAAGCCAAAUGUCAUCUAUUCUACUCUCAAUCAGCACCUUUUAUCCAACAGCUGUAAGUGAAAUCAAAGAGGCCAUUCAUGCUUGAGACAACCAAGAUUAUUUCUGGCUUUCAAUGAUUUCCUCUAUUGAUGGACUUGACCUUCAAGUGGCAUUUCAUAGAGAAGCUCCUGGGCAGAGCAAAGCAGAGAAAAAAAAAUCAUGUCUAACUAACAUUCUUAUUGUCUCUCCAACAAAUGAUUCACUUAACCCUUAGCUUUUUUAGUGCUGUCAGCAGUCGUGAGCUCAGGCUGGCUUCCUACAUGCCACACAGGCGGGCACAGACAGUCCUCCUGGAGGUGUUCAUUUCAAGCAAGCCUCUGCUCUCCAUUUUCUCUUUAAUUCCCCAGCAGAUGAGGCAUAAUGAAGAGACUGGAGUCUCAAGUCCUCCUUCUUCCUCUUCUGAAAUCCCCCAGUGCUGUUUCAUAACUGUCAGAAGAGUCUACAGAGGACAGGAGAAAUAGACUCGACUUACGUAAGAUGUGAGGAAAAAAAAAGGACCCAAGAAAGGAGAGACAGACCCCAGGGCUGCUGACUGAGGGGAAGUGAGGAAGAGAGAUGGAGAGAAAGAGAAAAAGGAUUACUGUGCAGCAGAAAGUGACAAAAUGACCAAAAGGAAAUGGGAUAACAUGAGCGGAAAAAGAGGAGACAGUACAUGUGACUGUGUUCGUGAGGUCUGUAAUAAUCUGAAGGGUGAAGUAGCCCACUUUUUUUGUGAGGAAGUCUGAGACCACGAGGAAGAGCAGGAGACACAGAGGACAGCAAGGUUUCUGUCAGUGACUGGCAGCUCCUCAAUACAUGCACAUACACGCACACGCACACACACAGCCUCUUUCAUAAGCACCUUUAUGCUGAAAAAUGGAAAUGUGUAAUAUUCUGUACUGUUCAACGCUAUUUGAAAGUAAAAUGAGAUCUCCCGGAGAGAAAGUGACCAUUACAGCACUGAGCUUGGCUGGACGGGCGACUUGAAACUGUGGUUGUCAGCAGUUUCCAUUUCUCUUUACUGUAUUUACCAUGCAUGCACCUUUUGCCACGGUCAAACCCGAGUUAUAUGGCCCCUAUUAAAGAUAAUGACAGCAUUAUUAUGGGCAGUUGCCCUUAUAUGUAUGAUAUUCAGUUUUUAUAGCAGCACUGUAUCACUUAUGACAACAACAUUUGUGGAAAGCUUUAAACUUUGCUGGUGUGCACCAUGAAUGUGCAGACUGAACUUUCUAAAACACUUAUCCAUAUCAAAUGCUAAAACUUGUGCACAGUUUUGACCGUUUUUACAAAGUGCCUUUGGUUAACAGUUUUUUUUUUAUCAAGGUUGGAAGCAUUUUUAAUACUGCGGUCAAAAUUGUCAUUUCAAAUCAGGUGUUAAUGAGUAUUCCUCAGCUUUUGCAGCCAGCACAGAGCAGAGCUGCUUUUUUAGCACAUCUGUGAUGGCUUCAGGUUGAACCUCUGGAGGUUGCUGCAUGAGCAUGACAACAAAAAGCCAUCACCAUUUGUUGGCCCUGCCCCUGCAGAGAACAGGAUGGUUAGUUUCUGCAGAAGAUUGAGUGGCAGUCGUCAUCUUAACCUCAAAACAGCCUUCAAAAGGAGUGUUUUCAAACGGAGACAGCCACUGGCUCUGACUACCAAUGGUGCAGCUACAGAAAAUUCCCCUCACCCUCUAAAGCCCAUGUCUUCGCAAUAACCAUGUAAAAAUCGUGAAGAUUAAUUGGAGUACCCUAUGUUGAAGCGAAGAAAUGAAUAAUUGGAUCAUUAUAACAUUAUAUUUCAUUUGAUUUUAACAUUUAAUUUCUUGAUAGGCUAAUUAAACUAGGACUAUAUUGACCUUCCUGAACUAGAUUCAGCAGAAACAGCCUCUCAGCUAAACCAUCUACGCUUAAUAUCCAACAUUUCUUUUUUUCUGUCUUAAACAUCCUGGAGAAAUUACUAGAAGAAAAUAAUCAGCUCUGUGACUUUAUUCAACACUAAAGUAUAAGUGACAUAUUUAGUCAGAGUUUGGAGUCUGCUUAAGCGCUAAGACAUGUGCUGCUGAAAGGAGAGACAAACUGAUGGCUUAAGACAGUAUCUGCACUGUCAGAUCUGCAUUUGAUCAAACUGACCAUCACAUCCUGUUACAGAGACUAGAACAACCAACCUGACCUACAGAAACCACUUUAACUUUGGCUGAAAACACAUUUAUCACAUCAAUCUCAAUUUGUACCUGUUAGGGAAAAGUCCAAUGAGCACAUCAAGGUGAGUCAUGGCGCUCCACAAGGGUCAAUGUUCGUACCUUUCCUUUAAUUUUAUUUAUGCUAUUUUAUUUAAGAGAUAAUGUGAACUUUGUUACUCUCAGGAUGAUGUAGAAAAACUAGUCCAUGACCCUUUUGCCUUCAAAGUAGUAAUACUUAUUAAUUAAGGGGAGUGAAAAGCAGGGGUAGGCCCAAAGCAGCUGAAUAAUGAGUCCUGAGUGUCAAUCACAAAAUCAGCAAAAUAUUGCACUUUUAGCCUCAAAAGUGCGAGUUCUUCACAAGACAUCAAAACUGGUGUUCUCCUAACUAGAGCAGCUUGUCACUCAUAACACAAUGACCUAAAAAAUGUUCAGUACAGGGAGAGUUACAGUACAGUACAGGGAUAAUUCUAUCUGGAGUUCGAACAAAAGCUGGAGUGACAGGAACUCUGUUGAUUUGAAAUGCACUUUGUGUCAAAGAAAUGUAAAAGAGUAUCUCUGCAGUCUGAUGAACAGACUGCGGUUCUGCUAACUCUGAGGAUUUUUAAGAAGGGAUUUUAAAAAAGGCUUUUCUUGCUGUUGCUGUCGUCAUCAGCGUCCUCUCUCCAUGCCAGACAGUUGGCGUAGAGUUGUCUAUAAAUAAACUUUGUGAUUAUUUAUAGUUUUUAAGUACAUGCUGAGACUCUUUUUAUAAUUCUUGUUUUUUAUUUUUUGUUACAGUAACUUUCUCUCCAAUUUUGUUUCUGUGCAGGUGCUGCUGGCAGAGGAGCGAGGCAGCGAGCGUCUGUUUGCAGUCAAAGUGUUGAAGAAAGAUGUUCUCUUCCAGGACGAGGACACAGAGAGCGCCCUGGUAGAGAGGAGGGUUCUGGCUCUUGCCUCUCGCCCUCACUUCCUCACAUCGCUCUACUGCGCUUUCCAGACUGAGGUGUGUGUGGACGGUAGACUGAGAUAUCUUUCAUUAAAUUGUCCAUAAACCUGCCUGACAUUUUGGCUGCGUGGUCCUCCCAUGAGUUCAGUUUUCAUUUAUAAAAUUCAAUAAUUAGCUUGCUUUGUAUAACAAGGCCCUCAGUCCUGGAGGAGAGGUUUGAACAAAUUGCUUUUUAAUAUGGACACAGAGGUGAUUAUGUAUGGAGAGUGUGUAUGUCUGUCUGCUUUUUCUGCAGGACCGUCUCUAUUACGUGAUGGAGUAUGUCAACGGUGGAGACCUGAUGUUCCACAUUCAGAUAGUCGGCAAGUUCAAAGAGCCUCACGCAGCGUAUGUAGUUGAAAAGCUUCUUUCUGUUGACUUUAAUCAAACUCCUCAUCUGCAGCCUCUCAUUUCCUGCCGCUCUUGUAUUCUCUGUUCCUUUGCAUACACACUCGUCUCUUUGCUUUGUUCAUUAUACACAAUGACGCAUAAAAAGUCAUCAACUCAAGUACCAGCACUCCUCCUUUUUCCCCCCCCGACUUUCUCCGCCCACUAAUUUCAUCUUUUCAUCCAUAUUGUCCCUCCCUUUGGCUGUUCAUCUGAUCAAUAAUCUUUGAUCAAUCAUCUCUAACUAAUUCCUACCCUGUUGCUCAUUUCCAGAUCUCUUUCUUCAUCAUCCUGCCUUUCAUCUAUUUGGUUACUCUCCCUUUCAUCACCCCCUUCAGAUUCACUCUCCUCUUCACUGGCUGAAAACCUUAGCCAAUUUUCUGAAAGAUAAAGCAACUAGUUAUGAUCCUCCCCUCCUCCUCUCCCUCAUCUCCUCUCUCUCUCUUUCUCUCCAGGUUCUAUGCAGCAGAGAUAGCCGUCGGCCUCUUCUUCCUUCACAGUAAAGGCAUCAUCUACAGGUAGAGAAGACGGUUGCUCAUUUAACACGGCCUGGUUUGCUGCUGUCACUUCCCGGUCAAUAGACAUGGCACCGAUUUAUCAUGUCUGUUAUAAAGAGGGUUUCUCUCAAAAUGAUUCAUACCUGUGGGAUCCGUUUCCUUCUUUCUCAGGGACCUGAAGCUCGAUAAUGUUCUGCUCGACAGUGAGGGCCACAUUAAAAUAGCUGACUUUGGGAUGUGCAGGGAGGGCAUGUUUGAAGGCGACACCACACGUACCUUCUGCGGCACCCCAGACUACAUCGCUCCUGAGGUACCCUCACUCGCACUUCAUGGUCCAGACUAACUCCUGAACUAGCCUCAUUUGUUCCCCAUUUCCUACUAUUUCCCCUUUUUAUGUGCUUGACCUGUUUUAAAUCAUUGUAAGACGGCGAGUUGCUUCACUGCAGAUCUUCUCCUCUGUCCUCUCUGACCUUGUCAGCAUUUUUGAAUAAUUAACUUCCCAUGAUUCUAUUAGGAGCAGUGUGUGUGCUUGUGCUAUCUCAGUGUUGUAUAGUAAUCCCCAUUGUCCUUCAGAGACCUUGCUUUUGCAAUUUUUGUCUAAUUUCAGAUGAAUAACCACACUGAGAGCAACACAGACCACAACAAACUAACAUAGAAUGUAGAGUUUUUGCUUUCUGACACACAAAAUGUUAUUUUAUACUUGGAAAUAUCUAUGUCUGUGUUUCCACAGAUAGUAAAAUCCAGUGAAAGAGAAAAGGAGAUAAUCAUCCUUUUGUUUGUGCUAACUGGUGUAAGACAGGCAUAGUAAAAAAGAAAAUGGAAAAAAUAGAGAGAGAAGAUUCGAUGUGUUGUGCACAUCUUUGAAAGUGUCAGCCUUGCUGUGGCACCCCUGGGUAUUGACUCUCUUAUGUAAACACCCAUUGAUUCUCCUGCAUCUGCCAUUUUGGAAGAGAUACAAUAUAUUUCCCCAAGGGCCGGGAAUUGUUCCCCCAUCCUCACCUCACACCGGUAGUACACUCACGCAGACAGACACCAAGUAAACAAAUGAGCACAAGAAUACGAAGUCAUUUGCUGAUUAUUAUGAGCUCAAUUCUACAUUAUCCUUCUCUAAUGCCAUACUCGUCUUUCUCCUCUCUCUCUCUCUCUGUGCUUUUCUGGUAGCUGCAUAUCAUCCAGGCCCUGCUUUUUCUAAAUCUGCUCGUCUACUUUUACUUUCUUAUCUCUGCACUGCCACUCUCCUCCUGUAUCUCCUCACCUUUCCUCUCCACCCUUUUUCAGAUUGUGGCAUAUCAGCCCUACGAUAAAGCUGUAGACUGGUGGUCCUAUGGAGUGCUGCUUUAUGAAAUGCUAGCAGGACAGGUAACCCUCAGCUUAAUCCUAAGGAUAGAGCCAUGUGCACUGACACUUACGCCUGCAGCACUUGUCCUUUGUAAUGACUUCACAAGACUUCUGAAUGCAUUUUAUUUCAAUAUAUUCCCUUAAUUUGCUCUCAGGUCUUCACUGUUACUUCUUCUCCUCCUAUCUAUGUCUUCUCCUCUCCAGCCACCGUUUGAUGGUAUAGACGAGGAGGAGCUGUUUCAGUCCAUCAUGGAGCAGUGUGUCUCUUACCCUAAAAGUCUCUCUCGUGAAGCCGUCGCUAUCUGCAAGGGCGUAAGUAACGGCUUAAUUAUUUCUAACCCAUAAAACUUGUAGCCGAGAGUCAAUUAUGAUCAAAUUAAAUAAAAUUCCUCAUAUUACAUUUCUGAAAUAAAUAUUUAAAUGUAAAUCAAAAGACAGCAAAGCUUAGCCCUGCUCACUGUGGGCUUUGAAGAAAUAGUUGAGCAGUCUAGGAAUUCACUUAUUUGCUCUCUUCUGAAAGUUGGGAAAGUGAAACAACCCGCAUAUCUUUCUAUUAGAAAUUAAGACAGACCGAGAAGCCAUUAACCAAGCUUCACUUACGUAAGUAGCAUAUACUUAUUAUAUAAACUAAUUCAUCUACCUUGUGCGAAAUAAAACAUUUAGGAGGGUCUUCAAACACGUGUUAAAGGGAUAUUCCGGCACAAGUUUAAGUCAUGGUCAAACACACCGUAACACCGAGUUAGACUGCCCCUCGAGAGAUGAAUUUUGCAAAACCGCUUGCUUAUCUAGUUCCACCAACUUCAGCAAAGAAUGCAUGAUAGCAAUACACGGUGGUGUAUGUCUCCACGCGCAAAUCACGACCAAAAAGCCACUUGUAGCCACAAAUAAUGCUCAGAACAGCACCUAACUUCAUCAACAGUACAUAUAGGGUCCCAGCACAUAGUACUAGCCAUCAAACAACUUUUUAGCUUUGCCUGAUUUCUUUGGCAAAGAGACCAAACACAACUCACCCACACACUCCUCAAGCAGCCGUUUGUUUGUGCAGGAGCCCUGACGAGUCGAUUACCGAGUGCAACGGAAUUCCGCAGCUCAAGGAAGAACAUUUAUGAUCAUUACUUCAUGGAAAUGCAAUCAGAAUUCUGAGUCUGAGUCUCAAGUACACAAUGUGGAAACGUCUGAGUCAAGGCACUGUGACCAAAAAUCUCAAGUCCAAGUUAAAUCCCCAUGACUUGAGACUGUGUCAGUGUUAGGUUCAUAUUACCCAAAAUGAAGUCGCCUUUACCUGAUUUGCGAAGAACUCUGUUUGGUUGAUUGUGGAGACUUUUGUAUGUGUAGAAAUUACAUCUGGAGAUUUGAAUCAUCAGUGAAGUCACCAUGCAGAAGUGCACACUCUCAGGCCUCGAACAAACUCAAAAAUACCUGCAGCCCGCUCACUAUCAAUCAGAAUUUGAACUGAGAAAAAAACAGAACAAAAAUAAAAACAUCUGUGCCUCACUGGUCAUGUCACUGUUGACGUUAACAAAGUAGCUCAUCCAUCUCAUGGUCUUUUCUGGGUCAAUCCCGCGAGAGUCAGUCUAGAUUUAAGUUUGUCCCUGUCUUCGUCUUAUCGAACAUGUUGCCCUUCUUUUAAAACCCAUAAAAGCAAAAGAACAACAACAGAAUAAAAUAAGUAAUGUAGCUACAACAAAGCUCACCAUGAAAACUGUUGACUACACCAGCAGUGCCAAACAAAAACAGACAUCGGUCAACUGUAUCUCAUGCAUGAUUAUAAUUAUUCAUUCCUUUUCUCCUUGUCUGUUUUCCCCCAAGCUCCUGACCAAGCACCCUGCCAAGCGUAUGGGUGGAGGACUAGAUGCAGAAAGAGAGAUCAGGGAACAUCCUUUCUUCCGCUGGAUUGACUGGGACCGUCUGGAGAGACUGGAACUCCCGCCACCCUUCAAACCCAGAACUGUCAGUAAAACAGAUGGACUACACACUUUACUUUCCCUUCUUCUCUUUUUUGUUUGUUCUCUCUUUCGUCACUCUCCUGUCUGUUCCCCUGUCGCUGUCUCUUCUUGUAAACUUUAAGGAAAUCGAAGCUGUCACUUUAUUUCAUCUGUCUCUCAAAUUGCCACUCUCUUUAAUUUCCCAGCAUGCUCCCUCUCUCAGCCGUCCACAGUGUGUUGGCCUUUUCAUCCUCUAUCCUUUCUCGGUUUAAACGGCGCUGUACCUCCCUCCCGCUCUCUCAAUCCUCUCCCUUUCACCUCUUCUUGUGCUUCCAAGAGACAUAGCAGUCAUAAUAGACAGGACCCUGUGGCCUUUGAGUCUUGCCUACUCCUCCCAUAUGCUAAUGUAUGUCUUCAUUAGCCCGCCACACACCAGUUUGCGGCCCUGUUGGCCAAUGGGGGAGUGAGCUGAGUGUGCUCAGGGGUUAGAGGCCAGGCCCAUUAGCCAAAUGAGGUUCAUAUCAUCCAGCAGAACGGCUGUCAUCCACUGAGAGAGAGCAGGAAGAGAGAAAUGAGCAGCUUUCUUUCUACAGUAGGUGUGGUGGAGAGAGAUCCUGGGAGAGCAAACGAGGGUGUGGGUGAGAGAGAAAAACACGGAGGUGCAGUCUUUUUAUAGUUCAGCUCUUUUUAUGUUACUCAGGUGGGAGGUAAUGGUGUAUACAAUCAGUAUCAGUGUGUGAAUAUGCUUGUUAAUCUUCUCUUCUUGUUCUUCAGGGCGGGAAAAAGGGUGAAAAUUUUGACAAGUUCUUCACAGCAGCUCCGUCUGCGCUCACCCCCUCUGACCCGGACAUACUAGCAGCUAUGAACCAAGAAGACUUUGAGGGCUUCUCCUUCCAGAACCCAGACUAUGCUCCUUCACCUCUCACAGCGGUUUGAAAACGGCUCCAAAAUGCUCCAGAUGCACCUGAACCACAGUGUUGUCUCCUCAAUAGUAGUUUUAUAACAGAGAAUCUGAACAAAACACCUCUCAUAACCAAAUUCUGUUUACAUGACAAUGCCAAGACACCUUUCUAUUCAUGCACUCUCUUUGAUGUACGUAUUUUAUCUUGAUAGUCACAGAAGAUGUUGCAAACAAAGCCAGUAUUAUUAUGUAGAUUUGCAUUCUAGAGUUUUUUUGUAAGACAUCCUAACUUGAUAGAGUGGUUGAAGAGUACUGUAGUAUGAACCUGGUUUAUGAAUCUCUUUGCAUGCAAUGUUUGUAGAAUGAAAUGCUCUGACACACUAGAUUUCUAUAGCCUAGAGUAUCCAACAAGAUAGAAAUAUAUCAUUAGACAACCAAUUUAUUCAAAACUCUUCACUUUAAACCCCUGGGAGUCGUUUUUUAAUCAUUUUGCAGCUAAAACACAUGACCGACGAAUGUUUCCGAGCAGGGUUAUUCCAGUCUAACAUUGGAUUUGUACACAGUAGAGUGAUUCACCAUCAACCAAGUCAGUUAGUAGCCUCUUUUUUUAUUUACUUUUUUUUUUUUUUCAGGCGAGCAGCUCAGUCACGUUUCUCUGGCCUGGUCUGACCUCUUCUUUUAUAACGUCACACCAGUGACUCCAGCUGACCCGCUGAGAGCCUGAAACAACAAUGGCCUGCACAGUUAAUGUGACAGUUAGUGUAGGCUGCAGUGCUGCCCCCCAGCUCAGGCUCACUCUGCUACACUCUAUUACCACAUUACUGCCUCAGACUGAGCUGCAUCUUUUAAUUCACGUGUUACUAUUCUCUCUAUAGUUCUUCAGCAAGCUGUGAAAUUGUAUCCACGUUGCACCGAGCUGAAAUAGCGCCCUGUAUAUAAGUCCUAGAAUAUUUUUCUGCAGCCUUUAGUAAGUACGCCUCUUAAUGAUGUAUCUCCAGCUAAAAGGAGUGUGCAGGAAUUUUAUCAUUCUUUUUGUUGGAUACAAUAAAGCUUUUUGCUGUGUAAUGACAAACUCACAGCAUUGAUUGCGGGUAAUUAAAAGUGAGGCUCACUGGGACUGUUCAAUACAUGGAAAAAAUAGCAGCGCCGUCAUUAAACAUUAUCUGAGCAGCGCAGGUGGCUGCAAACGUCCACUUUAAUAAUCCCCUUUUAGCGCUCCUAUCUCACCAACCAGCCACAGAAACAUGUUCGAUUUUCUGCAAAGCAUCUAUAUGAUUUGUUUUCUUUGUAAUUUUUUGUUAACUUAGUAUUUAUUUCUCGUCUAGAGGAGCAAAAUGAUUCAUUGUCUUUUUGUGUGUGUGUCCCUCUAACAGCAGCCAAGAGUAAAGGUCAGAUCAGUUCAUCCGUAUAGGCCUCAAAAGGCCACAACACCUGAUACAAUAGGUAAUACGAUCAAUGAUAGAUACUACAAUAGAUAAUUUAUGCAUUCAUGUGUUUGUUACUUGAGAUAACUUUCUGUUUUCAUGUGCUGGAAAAAAAAACAAGCAAUCGAAAUAAACUACUGAAAAAAUCAUGAAACAG